Molecule: messenger RNA, 267 nt
Organism: Lymnaea stagnalis (great pond snail)
Lineage: Eukaryota; Metazoa; Mollusca; Gastropoda; Lymnaeidae
Source: the annotation of a GenBank genome assembly
GCCUACUGCGUGUCAGAACCAUCGGCCGGUUCGGACGUGGCGAGCAUAAAAACCAGAGCCGAGAAAAAGGGAGACCAGUACGUCAUCAACGGGCAGAAGAUGUGGAUCACAAACGGCUCCGUGGCCAACUGGUAUUUCGUCCUUGCCAGGACCAGCAAAGACGCCGGCACGUCCGCCGGUAAGGCCUUCACCGGGUUUAUCGUGGACGCCAACACACCUGGGAUCAUUGUGGGGAGAAAGGUAUUGGAAAGCCGUGAACGGUCAAAC